AAUUUACUACCAUUCCACAGUUGAGGAGCAUCUGUUCCUGUUCAGUCAGUCAUCUUUGCUGCUGCACAACCUGAGUAGUAGACUCUCCCACAGCUCACGGUUGCAUUGUAAUUUUUACAUAUAAAACCUGCUCCUCUGGUGAGCUUCUUCUCUGGUUCACCAUUGAGAAGAGCCAAGAAAGGUUCUACCUUUAUGGCUCUGUGCUGAGAUAAGAGUAGCAAGGAGCUACCUUCUGCUCGACUUUGGCCUUUACUCUAGUAUUUGAUCAAGAAGAGAGAAGAAAGGAGACUCCUUUGCGGUUUGGGAACCAUGUCCGGUGGGGUGGCGGUGGAGGCGGAGGAUUGCGGCUCCGGUUUUUUCUUAGGGCUGCCGGACGACGUGCUGGCGCUCAUCUCUGCCGGGCUCCGCCACGGUGACCUCUGCGCUCUUGCCCUCUGCUGCCGCGGCCUCCACGCGGCCAUAGCGGCCUCCGAGAGGGUCUGGCUCUCGCAGUGCCGUCGCCUCGGCCCGCCGCCCCACCUCCUUUCCAGGUGGCGAAUGGGCGUUCGCUCCUACCGCGCCCUCUGCCGCUUCCUCGCUGCCGUCGCACCGCUUCUUGGCAUAUGGGUGCAUCAGAACCCGGAGCUGGGCAACGUCGUCUGCGUCAUCUGGGGUUUCCUCUCCAUCGUCGGCGUCCGCGUCAUUCCCCAGGAACUCGGGCCCCUGGGCCUCGACGCCGGACCGCUUCUCUGGGCGCCGGUUUUCGAGAUCCUCGCCGAUGCCAACGGCGCGCCCUCUCGCUUCUUCCUCCACGGCCGAGACUGCGGCUUCGACUGCCUCUACCCUGGCUUCGUCCGAUCCAUCGAGUCCUCUUGCAACGUGCUCUUUCUAGAGGCCGAUGCCCGUCACAUAGUCUCCACCUUUCCCUCGAAACAGCAUUUGUUCCCCGCCCGGAGCUUCCCUGCCAUUUCUGAAUCCAAAGGUCCAAGUUUAGGAAGACAAUAUUGCCGGUCGUAUGCCACCGUAAUCUACCGUUCCUUGGCUGCUCCGCGGGCUUCUUCCCUUCCCUUCAACCGAUUGCCAUUUAGAGAUGGCCGCCGGCUUCUAGAAUUGGUGGCGGCCAGAGUCCGCCUCAAGGUCCCCCGGGACCUGGCCUCUGCUCCUCUAUUCGAACGUUCCUCUUUUUGCGAUGAUGCCAGUCUCUUGGCAGAUCGAAGGUUGGAGCUCAUCGAAAUGCUUAAGCUUAAUGGAGGAUGGAUCAAUCGGGAUGUGGCUGAGUUGGCAUUAGGUUUGAUGGAGCACCAAAGUGCUGAAAACAUCAACGCCAUCGACGACCGGCCAUGUCCUGCUGCUCACCAAGGGAGAGCCUUUUCCUCCAUAACUGGGUACUUUAAACAAUUCAUGGGCAGGUCCAGCUUUCCCAGUGCAUCCUGUUCGAUUUCGAGAAAUGGGAGUUCUUCGGGCAGCAGCAAGAACAAGCAUGCGCAGCUCCACGAGUUCUUGAGGUCAGGCGAUCUCAUCGGACUGAGCUUACGAGCAACACACAUGAGGCUAACUACGUACAGGGCAUGGCCGAACAUGCACGACAGCAGGAUCGCGCUGUAUAAACUCCCAUUACAGGGUCCAAUGGCUGGCCGAGAGUAUGCAGGCCUGUGGGGUGGCACCUUUGGCUGGCCUCCGGGACAGCCUUCCGAGGGCAAAUCAGAGAAGGCCUUGUUCUUCUUGUUGCUUUCUUACGAGGAGGUCGAAGGUCAUCUUCUGCUAAUUGGCACCAAGAUACUGGAAGGAACCCAUUAUGUCCUCCACCCCAAUGGCUCGGCAACGUUCAUCGCGAAGAUGGAUGAGAUAGGAUCAGAACCAUUCCCAUGGGAGACUAGUGCUGAGUCUCUUCAGGUGGAAGUAAAAAAUAGUUACUCCGGGGAGGGGAUUGUGAGUGGUUAUGGGUUCCAGUACCCAGGAUCGAAGCCUGGCUCCUUGUUCGUGCUCCAGAAUGGACUACUUGCAUUUGUGUGGAAGGAGUCGAAGUCUGUCCUGACCUUGCAGAGAGUAGAUUUGCAAGAGCUUCUAAAGAAAGGAGAAAGAGUGCCCGUGUUGCCGCCAAUUGCAAACUUUGCCUAUCUUACAAAGUCUUACUCCAACGUCUUCGCAGGCUUCCCUACUAAUUCAGAAAAUGGCAUGCUACUUACUGAAGCACUUGCCUUCUCUGAAACUGUAUGACUUGAAAAAAAAAAAAAACGCGGGGAGACCACUUAUCAAUGAACUUUCAUGAAAUCAUCGAGUGAUGGACCAACUAAGAUUCGGAUGCUUAUUUGUGAAGUUCUCUGCGGAGAAAGGCUUCUUAGGAGUUUAGAUGAAGGGGUUCGUGGCAGAUGAUAGGACUCACUUUCAGAAUUAUGAGGUGAAUGGAAGAGUGAUCUGCUGCCAUGCGGUUUCAUUCCACAUAUCUGAUAAAUCCUCAAGAAUCAAGUGGUUGGAAGCUGCCAAGUGAGCAUCAACUAUAGGAGUUUUGUGAAGCUCAUACGAUCAGUGGGCAUAACUCUAAAACCGUCGUUGCUCUUGCUCCUGAUCGAGAAACGGAGCAGACGUACUAGUGGGUCUCUGAGGUCGAUGCUAAUUGUUCAAUGUUGCAGAUCGGAAUUUGCCUUUGUUCAAGCUGGUUACUCGAUUUAAUUGUGUUGGUCCAUCGAAGGCAAAGCAUCAACUCUUGAAACAUGACAGACUGCAGACCAAAGCUUCUUCCGGUUGGCACAACCAAAGAGAAUGUCUCAGAAGCUUUUCCACAGAUUAAGCAAUCAAUCUACGGUGUCAAAGGCCAUCCUUUGUCUGCAUGAGAUUUCUCAAGUGUGAAACCUGUUAGAUGGCUACUUAGUUUGUCCUCUCUUCACUACAUCUGAUAGAAUGUACGAGGCAUAUUGAUCCGGGCAAAGUGUUUUCAGUCAAUGAAGCUUUUGAUAAGUACCGAAUGAACUUAUCUUCCGUUCUACAAUAUGGAAGAACAUUGUAGAAUUAUCCCAAGAGCAUAUUUAUUCUGAGUGAGAAUUCAUGAAUAAAAUUAGUGGUCAAUUGUGUAA
Messenger RNA from Musa acuminata AAA Group (dessert banana), 3050 nucleotides. Its product is annotated as F-box protein At5g39450-like. The record is from RefSeq and is a predicted model, not a curated record. Lineage: Eukaryota; Viridiplantae; Streptophyta; Magnoliopsida; Zingiberales; Musaceae. The transcript has 3 exons. Gene Ontology annotation, molecular function: protein binding. Bases 310 to 2196 code for a protein of 628 amino acids.